AUGUCAGAUUCAAAAGAAGAUCGGUUGGCUAAAAAGGGAUUGUCUGAACGACGUCGGAAAGCUCGCAUUAAGAGUGAUCCAGAGCUUUACGCAGUGCACAAAGAGAAAGAUAGACAACGAUAUUAUAAAAGGAAGAAUGAAGGAAAGAUAAAGUCUGUAAGUGAAUUAGAUCCUCGUCAACAAGGAAUUUUUAGAGAGGGAAGUAGAAUAUAUUCCAACAAACAUAAUUUGAAAAGAAGGCGUAAAGAGAUGAGGUGUCUUGAAGAGGAUUUAGUAAUCGUACCAGAAGUAACCGACAAAACUGACGAUCCUUUGGUGACUUCACAAUCACAAACAGUACUUCAAACUGAAGCAAGUUCCUAUGUUGCUUUGCUACCAUCAAGUUCAUCUGUCGUUUCAUUUCCUUUACCUCAGCGUAUUAAGGCUUAUCGAGGUUCGUCAGCACCAUUGAGUCCGCCUAGUGACGUAAGUAAAAUUUCUAAGCUAUGUACAAGAUCAUCAGUUCGUGUGAUUGAAAAGGAGUUUCCUCCAACUCCAAAAGCUAACAAGAAACUGAAUACCAAAGUUAUCAUAUGUAGACUUAAAUACCGCAUGAACAAAAUAUAUCAGUUACAGAAAGAGAAGAUUGAUGAACUGAAAACUGUCAACGAACGACAGCGAAAACAGAUAUAUAGAUUAAAAUACCAAAGUGCUAAAUUAAGAGAAUAUGAAUAUAUAAGUAAAAAUAAUACUGAAGAUAUUAAACAAAGUGAAUCAGACACUAUAAAAACAAUCGUAUGUGUUCUGGGAAGAAAGAGUUCAUUACCCAGAAAAAGAAUAAAAAACUAA
Parnassius apollo (apollo) is the source of this 828-nucleotide messenger RNA. Lineage: Eukaryota; Metazoa; Arthropoda; Insecta; Lepidoptera; Papilionidae. The record is from the annotation of a GenBank genome assembly.